AUGACCUCUGGUGGGAAACAGGCUGAUGGGAAGGAGCAGUGGGGAGCACGGUCACAGGGAGGACCCAGCCCCUGCUUGGCAGGCACGCAGGCCGGGGAGGAGGCGCUUCCUGUGGAGAAGGGGCAGGGCGCCCGUGUGACUGCUGGGGACAUGGGCGUCCUGGUGGGCCCUCGGCGGAAUGGGGACGAGGGGGCCAGCCCUCGGGAGAGCAGGGGCGGCUUCCAGAGGUCGCUGGACCAGAUCUUCGAGACGCUGGACAGCAAGGCCCCCCGCGCGGCGGAAGGGCUGUUUGCGGACAUGGACGGGCCCUACUACGACCUGGACGCCGUGCUGACGGGCAUGGUGGGCGCCAAGUCAGUCCCUGGCGACGGGUUCGAGACCUUGGCCUCCGCGGGCGCCCCGCCCCCUGGCGUCAGUUACAAGCGGGACCUGGGCGAGCUGGACCACGUGGUGGAGAUCCUGGUGGAGACCUGAGCCUGU
Messenger RNA from Myotis brandtii (Brandt's bat), 480 nucleotides. RefSeq names its product cell division cycle associated 4 (gene CDCA4). The transcript is spliced from 3 exons. Bases 1 to 474 code for a protein of 157 amino acids. The record is from RefSeq and is a predicted model, not a curated record. NCBI's taxonomy places the organism in Eukaryota, Metazoa, Chordata, Mammalia, Chiroptera, Vespertilionidae.